Messenger RNA from Podarcis lilfordi (Lilford's wall lizard), 14122 nucleotides. NCBI's taxonomy places the organism in Eukaryota, Metazoa, Chordata, Lepidosauria, Squamata, Lacertidae. The record is from the annotation of a GenBank genome assembly.
AUGGCGGUGACGCGGAAGCUGGGCAUCCGCCUGGCCUACUCGGCGGCCGGGAGCGUGUCGGGGCUGUCGGUCUUCCUGGUGUGGAACCUGGCGCCCAGCCUGCGGCAGCCCUACACCGCCGCCGCCGGAGGGCUCUCCGGUAAGACGCGACUCUCCGCGCAGCCUCGCCUUCCAAGGGCCCCCCGGCCCGUAGGGGAAGCCCGCCUGGGGAAGGGUCCGCUCCGGGGAGCCCCUCUCUCCCGCGCCCUCCCCUGCUCGCCGGGGCUUCGUCGCUCCGAGUCCGCGGCGAGCUUGCUUCGCUUUUGUGCGGCGGGGCCACAGCUUGAAGGGGGCCUGGGGGACUCUCGGCCACCUAAACUUUCUGAGCAGCCAGAGGAGGGUUAGUUGCAAGCUGGCCUCGCGGGACAAUCCACAUUGGAUUUAUUUCCCCUUCGCUGCCCCAACCGGAGAGCCUUAAAAACAACAACCUAGUGUCCCUACAGUUCUUUCCCCGGGUGCUAAAGGUCACUUGAAUUCUUUUAAGUGCUUUUUCUAGUUGUAAUACUUACCAGUUGCCCUUGUUGUGAGUAUAAAUGUGACAAGUUGUAGCUAAUCUGUGGUUUUUUAAAUUGUUGUUGUUGUUAUUAUUAUCAUCAUCUGAAGAAGGGACUCGGAUGCUAUUUAUAUGGAGAGAGGCGGUACUUGGGAUAUUGCAGUCCUUAGUUAGAUUUAUCUACCUUACCCCCCACCCCAACAGCUCAGAGUGACAUUUUAAUUCUUUGCAACCCUGGGACGUAGGCUAAGAGAUAGCAACUGGCCCAUUGAUGCCCAAAGAGCCCCAGCCUAUCCCUGUAACCAUUAACAGCACUCUAACAUAUACUUCAGACUAAAGGCAGUAUGAUAAUUUGUGUGCGGAGAGGGGGAGACAAUUUUUUGUUUAUUACUGCAUUUACAGUGGUACCUCGGGUUACAUAUGCUUCAGGUUACAGACAUUUCAGGUUACAGACUCUGCUAACCCAGAAAUAGUACCUUGGGUUAAGAACUUUGCUUCAGGAUGAGAACAGAAAUCGUGCGGCGGCAGCAGGAGGCCCUAUUAGCUAAAGUGGUGCUUAAGGUUAAGAACAGAUUCAGAUUAAGAACGGACCUCCGGAACGAAUUAAGUACUUAACCCGAGGUACCACUGUAUAUUGCAUCUUUCCUCCAAGAAGCUAUAGGUGCUGUGUGUGAGUCUCCCUCUCCUCAUUUUGUCCUUGCAACAACCCUGUGAGGUAGGUCUGGUUGAGAGAUGCUGGCUGGCCCAAGAUGGGCAGAAUGGGGAUUUGAACCCUAGUAUGCCAGGUCCUGGUUUGACACUCAGACUGCUGCAUCUCACUGGCUGUUAGGCUUUAAAGAGCCACCAGGGCACCUAAUAUUUAGGAUCCAACCUUCUACAAAAAUAUGGAUAUGUUGAUGUUUAAAAAUAGCUUGGUUUCGGCAUUAAAUUGUUAGCAGCUUUGUACUACCAAGUAGCAGUUUUAAGACAGGGCUUAAAAGAAAGGAAUUUCAGCACUUGGCACCUGUUGAACUCAAGGCCACUCUAAGCGUGACUUCUUCUCCCUGCAUGUAGAAAUGCAGUUGCAUGCAGCCUGUUUGUGGUUUGCAAUGCAUGUAUUUUCCUGAUGCCUUUUUGAAUACAUUCUUCCCCUUUGUCCAGCAUCACAAUCGUCUCUUGUAGGCAGGCAGCAUGGAGAAAACCGUGUGUCUCGUAUAAUUGUCAGGUCGUGUCAGGGUACAGCAUGGCAUGAUGGGAUUUUGGCUACUUUCUUUUUGUACUUCGGUAGUAGUUGUCAGGGCAACUGUCACCCUCUCGUUAUCACCUUCAUGAGAAUCAUAUUCAUUUUCUUUCUUUUAUCCCCAGUGAAUUUCUGAACAUGGUUCUGAAAGCACUGAUGAUGAACCGGUUUAAACCAGAGAGAUUUGGGACUUGGAGGAGCACAAGUUCAAAUCCCAGCUUCUCUGACUUUGUGACAUUGGUGACACUAAUCCCUUGGCCUUGGCUAUCCUGUCUGUAAAAUGGGAACCAGAAUAACCAGUCCUGGAAGGGAUGGGGAUGACUCAGGUGCUGCCUUUGGAGCCUAGAAAUGUUUUUCAGUACCUGAACAUUAUUACCCUGUUAGGAAGGAUAUUACCAAGUUAAAUGAGAAGCACGGUAAAACAAAUUGCAUUGUAAUAGAAAAAACUUGACAGUCGUCUCUGAAGGAUUGAUGACUUUGUUUAUUUGGGGAAAGGCAGCUGCCAUUUAAUUACAUUUUAUUUAUUUAUCCAGUUUGCAUACCACCCUUCAUCCAUAGAUCUCAGGGUGGUUCACAGUAUAAAAAUACAAGAUAAAAACACUACACACACACACCACCCCCUCCCACCCACACAUUUAAAAGGAUUGAGGAAUUUAGCCAGCCAUAUUCAUUUCUUUUUUUCUCCAUAUUCAUUUCUUUAUUAAGUACAUAUGAAGCUCCUAUAUAAUAAUAAUAAAUUUUUAUUUAUAUCACGCCCUCCCCAGCUGAAGCCGGGCUCAGAGCGGCUAACAACAGUAAAAUAACACAGUUUACAUAAAUCAAUUAAUUGAAAUACAUUUUAAAAUCAAUUCAUUCUAAAAUCAAUUCAGAGUCAAAUUAAUGGCAACCAUUGGGUUAGAGUUCUAUGAGGAUUACCAAAGGAGGAGGUCAUUCUGUGCCUUGGCCAAAGGCCUGGUGGAACAACUCUGUCUUGCAGGCCCCGUGGAAAGAUGUCAAGUCCUGCAGGGCCAUAGUCUCUUGUGACAGAACGUUCCACCAGACCAGGGCCUCGACCAAAAAAGCCCUGGCUCUGGUUGAGGCCAGUCUAACCUCCCUGUGGCCUGGGACCUGCAAGAUGUUUUUGUUUGAAGACCGUACGGUCCUCCGUGGGACAUACCAGGAGAGGUGGCCCCAUAGGUACGAGGGUCAUAGGCCGUAUAAGGCUUUAAAGGUUAAAACCAGCACCUUAAACCUGAUCCUGUCCUCCACCGGGAGCCAGUGCAGCUGGUAUAGCACCGGGUGAAUGUGCUCCCGUGGCAAGGACCCCGUAAGGAGUCUCGCCGCGGCAUUCUGCACCCGCUGGAGUUUCUGGGUCAGUCUCAAGGGCAACCCCAUGUAGAGUGAGUUACAAUAAGUCUGGAGGUGACUGUCGCGUGGAUCACAGUGGCUAGGUCAGGGCGAAAGAGGUAAAGAGCCAACUGCUUAGCUUGGCGGAGAUGAAAAAAUGCUGCCUUUGUUAUAGCUGCAAUCUGCGCCUCCAUGGAAAGGGAGGUGUCAAAGAUUACACCCAAACUCUUAACGGACGGUGCUGGCACUAAUUGCGCCCCCGCAAGAGAUGGGAGUUGCCCCCCCAUCCCAUAUCGUCCCGUCCCAGCCAUAGGACCUCUGUCUUCGAAGGAUUUAACUUCAACUGGCUCCCAUGUAACCAUUCAGCCGCAGCUUCCAAACAUCUGAUCAGUGUGUCUGGGGCCGAGUCAGGAUGGCCACCCAUCAACAGAUAGAGUUGGGUGUCAUCAGCAUACUGAUGGCAGCCCAAUCCAAAACUCCGGACAAGCUGGGCGAGGGGGCGCAUAAAGAUGUUAAAAAGCAUUGGGGAGAGUAUCGCACCCUGCGGCACUCCACACACCAAGGAGUGGCAUGACGACAGUUCCCCCCAAGUGCCACCCUCUGUCCCCGACCAGAGAGAAAUGAGCACAGCCAUUGAAGGACUAGUCGUAUAUAUAGAGUCAGACCUCUGUUCCAUCUUCUGCAGUACAGUGGUACCUUGGUUUGCAACCGCUUUGGAUUAUAACCGUUUUGGAUUACAACCACGUCAAACCCGGAAAUGUGUGUCCCUUUUUUUGGAUUACAACCCAUUUUUGUUUUUAUUACAACCAAUUUUGGGGGGGAGGCCCCAUUGGCGAAAGUGUGCCUUGGGUUACAGCCUGUUUUGGUUUACAACCGCACCUCCGGAAUGGAUUAUGGUUGUAAACCAAGGUACUGUACUGUACUGUCUACUGUUACUGACAGCGAAUCUUUAGGGUGUUGGGCUGUUGCCUUUUCCAGUCCCCAGAUCCUUCAAAUCUAUUUUGACCCUGAGACUGAGGUUGGAGACCUGCAUGCAAAGCAUGAGCUCUACCAUUUGUCAUAUAUAAACGGCUACUUAUAUAUUGCCACUAAUCCUUGCAAGCUAUUAGAACGUGUUGUGUUCUGAGUUGAGAACCCGUGGCCCUCCAAAUAUUGUUAGAACACCAGCCCUGAUCAGCAGUGGUCAGGGAUGAUGGCGUUGUAGGCCAAUAGCACCCACCCCUGCUCUACUUUUGGACCUCAGCAUGCAGAUAGGUGCAGGCUUGAUUUUUGGAGGCAGAAGGCCAGAAGCAAAUCUAGACACCAUCCUGGAGUUUAUGCCUUCAUCCUGGCUGGGUGUUCUGGCCCUCACUGGGGAUGGGAAUCCCACAGGCCUGCGCAUGUCUGUGUGCAAUGUGACUAUGGCCACAUUCACAACAUACAUUUAAAGCACAAUGAUGCCAUUGACAUCACUGUACUUUCCAGCGCUCCCUGUGAAGAGGGAUUGUUUGGUAAGUCACUCUGGAAAUCGUAGUUCUGAGAGGGCACCUGGGCUCUCCUAACAGCUCACAGCACCCUUUAAAAACCACAGCUCCCAGACUCUUUUGGGAAGGGAAGGUGGUAUCACGGUGCUUUAAAUGUAUGACAUGAAUGCGACUUUGUGCAAAAUCCAUAGAGAAUGCAGGAGAACCCACCCAUUAAUGAGCUUUUCCCCAUCUGCCGUGUCUAGCAUUCUGACAGUUGGAAGUAAAUUUUGCUAGGUUGCAGUCUUCUGUCUUAAGACGCUGUGAGCUGUAAGUGAAAGCUUCCUCCUGAACCUCUGGGCUGUGGAGUGCCUUAUGUGGGAGCUGUGCCCAGAUGGGGAAUCUUAUACCCUGGUUUGGUUUGGCAGUGCAGAGGCAGGCCAGUUAAAACAUGUUUUGGUUUUGGGUUUUUUUAUGAAACCAUUUUUAUUGGUUUUACAAAUACAAACUAUAAAUGAACACAAACCAGUAAAAACAUAUCUAUAUAAAGAGAUUCCCCGAAUCUCAAGACUUCCCCCCAUCUCCUCCAUGGGGGUCUCAUUUUAAACAUCUACAACUGCAUAUUGAUCUGUGUCAAACCAUAUUGUCCAUAAUAAUUUUUACACUACAAGUGAGUCAAAAUCUUGCUCUUGUUUCCAUCUGCUUACAGUGGUCUCCUACAUAACUUAUAAAUUUUUCCCAUUCUUUUAUAAAGUUUUUAUCCUCUUGAUUUCUGAGUUUUCCAGUCAGCUUUGCCAUCUCGGCCUAGCCCAUCAGCUUGGUUUGCCAUUCCUCUCUGGUAGGGACUUUGUCUUCUUUCCAGUUCUGGGAUAAUAACUUCCGGGUGGCUGUUGUUCCAUAUAUGAAGAGUAUUUUCUGCUCCUUUGGUAUGUUAGUACCUGUAAUUCCUAAUAAAAAAGCUUCUGGUUUCUUAACAAAAGUUAUUUUAAGCAUUUUUUUAUUUCAUUAUAUAUCAUCUCCCAGAAUGCUUUUAUUACCUUACAAGUCCACCACAUAUGAUAAAAGGUACCUUCUUUUUCUUUACAUUUCCAGCAGAUAUUUGAACUUGUCCUAUACAUUUUUGCUAACUUAGUAGGAGUCAAAUACCACCGGUACAUCAUUUUCACAUAAUUUUCUUUCAGUGUACAACAUGCCUUAAAUUUCAAAUCUGAUUUCCAUAACCUUUCCCAAUCUGCCAUCUGAAUAUUAUGUCCCAAAUACUUUGCUGACUUGACCUGUUCAUCUUUUGUGGGCCGCUCUAAAAACCAAGCUAUACAUUUUAGAUAAUGAUUUAACAUUAUUUUCUAACAAAUCUUUUUGAAAUCUUGAUAAUUCACAACUAAAACCUUUCUUUUUAUCUAUCUUAAAUAUAUCAUUUAAUUGGUGAAAAUGUAACCAGUCCAUUAUUAAAUCCCUUAUCUCAUCAUAAUCUUUUAGUUUCACCAGCUCUCUAUAUGUCAGCCAAUUAAUUCUCAUAUUCGCUUUUUUCAAAGAUAUUAUUUCUAAAGGGGAAAGCCACCAAGGUGUUUUUUGCUUUUUCCCAUACCAGAAAGAUUGAUUUUCUUAUUAGAUGAUUCUGAAAACCUUUAUGCACCUUAGCUUUCUCAUACCAUAAGUAUACAUGCCAUCCAAAUCUGUUGUCAUGUCCUUCCAAAUCUAUUAUAUCUGCCUUUUUCAAUAUUAUCCAUUCCCAGAGCCAGCAAAGACAGGAUGCCUCAUAAUAAGGUUGUGCUGUAAUAAACCUCUUUGCUCUCUGCCUCCACAGUUGGAGGCAGCAAGGCUUCUGAAUGAAACCACAGGAGGGAAGAGGGCUCUUGUGCUCAGAUCCUGCUUGCUGGUUUCCCACAGCUUGGCAACGGGGAGAACAGGGUUGGCCUGAUCCAGCAGGCUCUUCUUUUGUUCAUAUGUGUUCUCUACAGCUCAGUUUUGCAGCAGUUUACAGAUAUGUUGAAGCUUGUUUUAAUGAAACGGUUGCAUUUGUUUUUCCUUCUGCUCAGCAAUUUUAGAAUAUUAAGCAGUUUGGUUGCUUUUAAUCAACUAAGUAAGUGGUUGAGGGGAGAAAUCCAUGAGCUGUGCUCCUUCAGACAGCCGAUGGAGCUCACAUGACUGAAUGCUGAUCCGUAGAAAGCAAAUUCCUUCCACAUAGAAAAGGGUAGGAGCAUCAGAGCCCUUUCCUGCAGCCUGAAGCAGUGCAAGACAGUCCUAUAAGAACCAAGAUGACCUGAUGUGUUAUCAAAGUGUGCUGACUUACAUUAUCCUACCUAACUAGGCGCUGCCCCCACCCAGUUUCAGACUCUGAUCAAAACUCUUAUGUCAGGAGGUCUUCGCACCCUGAAUGCACCUCACAUGUUUUACAUAGUGUUUUAGUUUGUGAAGUUUGUGAGGUUUUAUAUUCUUGAGGUUUUAAAUGAUGUAUAUUGUAUGUGGUGUUUUUUUUAUUAUUGUACACUGCUUUGAGACCUACGUGGUGUGAAUAGCUCCAUAAUGGCCAGGGAUUAGGAGUCCAGUCUCCUCUGGAAAGGCCACAGUUUCCUCAUGCCUGCUUUAUGCGAUGGGAGCUCCCCUCAGAUCUCAAGGAAGUGCCCCACUGAAUUGGGGAGUGGAGCUCUGGAAGGCUAUGCUACCACUCAGUGGAUUUGUAACUGGCUGACUGACCGAACCCAAAGGGUGCUCAUCAAUGGUUCCUCUUCAUCCUGGAGAAGAGUGACUAGUGGGGUGCCACAGGGUUCUGUCUUGGGCCCGGUCUUAUUCAACAUCUUUAUCAACGACUUGGAUGAUGGACUCAAGGGCAUCCUGAUCAAAUUUGCAGAUGACACCAAACUGGGAGGGGUGGCUAACACCCCAGAGGACAGGAUCACACUUCAAAACGACCUUGACAGAUUAGAGAACUGGGCAAAAACAAACAAGAUGAAUUUUAAGAGGGAGAAAUGUAAAGUAUUGCACUUGGGCAAAAAAAAUGAGAGGCACAAAUACAAGAUGGGUGACACCUGGCUUGAGAGCAGUACAUGUGAAAAGGAUCUAGGAGUCUUGGUUGACCACAAACUUGACAUGAGCCAACAGUGUGACGCGGCAGCUAAAAAGCCAAUGCAAUUCUGGGCCGCAUCAAUAGGAGUAUAGCAUCUAGAUCAAGGGAAGUAAUAGUGCCACUGUAUUCUGCUCUGGUCAGACCUCACCUGGAGUACUGUGUCCAGUUCCGGGCACCACAGUUCAAGAAGGACACUGACAAACUGGAACGUGUCCAGAGGAGGGCAACCAAAAUGGUCAAAGGCCUGGAAACGAUGCCUUAUGAGGAACGGCUAAGGGAGCUGGGCAUGUUUAGCCUGGAGAAGAGGAGGUUAAGGGGUGAUAUGAUAGCCAUGUUCAAAUAUAUAAAAGGAUGUCACACAGAGGAGGGAGAAAGGUUGUUUUCUGCUGCUCCAGAGAAGCGGACACGGAGCAAUGGAUCCAAACUCCAAGAAAGAAGAUUCCACCUAAACAUUAGGAAGAACUUCCUGACAGUAAGAGCUGUUCGACAGUGGAAUUUGCUGCCAAGGAGUGUGGUGGAGUCUCCUUCUUUGGAGGUCUUUAAGCAGAGGCUUGACAACCAUAUGUCAGGAGUGCUCUGAUGGUGUUUCCUGCUUGGCAGGGGGUUGGACUCGAUGGCCCUUGUGGUCUCUUCCAACUCUAUGAUUCUAUGAUUCUAAGGCGGAAGCCGCUUUCCUGAUUCUUGGAAUGAACCUGCAGGACGAUGACAUUCAUUCUUAAGAAGCUUUUUUUGCUAUUUUUAAGUCAGGCAGGUAGUUCAGUCGAUUGGAUAAAGCAAGGCUUUGGAUUAAGAUCUUCUCCAAAGGGAGACAUUGCCAGACAAGUGGAUAAAAAGUUCAAUGUGGAUGUGAAAGACUGGAGAAGCAAACAAUGGUGUGUGCUGUGCAAAAGUGGGGGUUGCAUCGUGUACAGGGCACACUCCUUUCAAGCUGACCUGUUCCCUGAGCACUGAUUGUUUUGCAGCAAGAUGGUUCCUGUUAUUCAAGGGAUUGGGUCAGGCAUGGGCAUCCUGUGGCCUUCCAGAUGUUUUUAUUAAUUAUUACAUUUAUGUACCACCUUUGUCUUCCAAGGAACUCAAGGUGUACAUGGUUCUCCUCUUCUCUACUUCAUUCUCACAACAACUCUGUGAGGUAGGUUAGGCUAAGAGAUGGCAAGUAACCCAAGGUCACCCAGUCACCCCGACCACACGUCAGGCUGGCUGGGACGGAGGAGAUUUGGAGCCCAACAGCACCUGGUUAGGUAGAUGGCAGCAUUCUGUAAAACCAGGAAAUAUUGUCUACAUGGCACCUAAAUGUAUAACAAGCAUGUGCAACUGUAGAAAAGUUAGGCAUUGUGGAAUACCUGGAAUGAGGCCUUGGAGAGCUGUUAGAAGUCAAUGUAGACUGAAUGGAGAAUCUGUAGAUGCAGUUGGACUCCAAUUGCCAACAGCCUCCAGUAGAAGGUUGCUUUAUAUGCUCAUAUGUAAAAUUCUCUACAAAGAAAUGUUCCCUGUGUGGGUGUGAGAAGAGGCUUCCCGGAUGGCGUUUCAGCGUUAGACUGCGUGCAUCUCAUCACUUUCAGGACUUACUCGUCAAACCUGAUGCCACAUUGGUGAAGGUUCUGUGUGAAAUCUCCUUUCAGUUUUGCCUUCAGGCUCACUUCUUAGCCACCGCUGUGCCAAAGGGUGCCUUCACGCAUUCAAAGCUGUUAACCCAGCUGGCUGCUUUGGUGAUUUCUAACAGCAGCAGUUGCCGGCAGGAACACAUGGUGAGAAUUGCGGGCAUUGCAGGAGCCCUGGGGCUCAAAUUAGGCUAUUGCUGGAGUGCUGAUGCUCAAAUUGGGGGUGUCUCUGACAGCUGGAGCUUCUAGAGGGGCAAAGAUUUAUCAGGAGGCAUGAUCUUGAAGGUUGUUUUUGGCAGGGUGCAUGAAAAUGUGAAGGAGGCAAGGCUACUUCUGUCUUGAGCAAUGAUCUCAAACGUUUCUUGUUCCGUUUCAGGAAUGCAGGCCGAGACUUUACCAAGAAAGGAGUCCGGGUGCAAGGCUGCAUGGGUGUGGGCCAAAAGGAUCACUGUCUUUAGGGAUAGGAGGCAGCGCUGGGUUGCAGAAUGGUUCCUCCCUUGAAUGUCUUCCUCCUCCUUUCCAGCCAGGCAGUUGCUGACGUCAUUUAUCUCAUUCCAGCAUGCAGAAAAGGACCAAAAGAAACACAAAAAAGUUCAAAACAACUGUAUUGUGGAUCUGCCCAGUUGAGCCUGCCAAGGGUUUGUUUGUCCUGGAUCUGGACCAAAUAGAUCAUGCUCAGCUGAACAGCCUUCUCACAAUUGCUUGUUGUCCCCAGGAGUCAGGUAGCAGGAAGACACAGAGGAGGCAUUUGUACACUCCAGAUGUUUUGCAGGGGAAGGGUUGCCACCACUCUGCCCCAGUGGGGUGAUAGGACGGCUUAGAUAACAAAGACCCUAAACCCCAAUCUAAACCCUUUUUAUCUGAGUGUUGGAGAACUGGAAAGGUCUUUAAUGCUGUUACUAGCAGUGCCUUCAACCCUGUGCCUAGUUUGUCAGGGUUAAUUCAAUUUUGGAGGCUGCUGUGCAGAGUUCUCGUUUUGCCCAGCAUUUUCUGCCAAGUCACUCUGAAGACUUCCCUUCCAAAGAUUCCUUUGCAAAGUCAUGGUUUUUGGGAAGUGCAGCGUCAGGUGUCCCCUAACGCAAGGAGGUGCUUGGGUGCUGAAUCAGUUUCUGACACGUGAGGGGGAGCCUCUGACCACACACACUUCCUGCUGAGAGAAGCAGCCUCUGGAAUGACCCUGCAUUUUUUAAAAACCAUCCAUAUUAUUUUAAAUGUAGACCAGAAGAUUGUUUCUUUUCCUUUUCUUUUCUUUUUUUGGUUUGUCAGCAAUGUUGCAAAUAUUAUUUUUCAAUGUAUUUUUUUUAAAAAAGAUUUUCUUGAUUUACAAAGGUGUGUGCAAUGUCUCUCUCUCUCUCUCGUAUUUUUUUUCCAGGUAACUUUUUUUUUUUACAAAUCGGUUUCAUUUGUUGAGGAAGAAUAGGGGGAAAGAGGUGGAGGGGGGAAAGAUGAGUGGGGGUGGGGUCGGGUGGUGAUGUUUCUAUUUUACUUACUAUAUGUGGGGUUUGGUGUCAGCCUUGCUUGUGCAGGUUCUCUGCUGUUCACUUGUGUUUCUUUGGUGGUGAGAGAGGUUGGGGUUGGCCCAGGGUGUGGCUGUUCGUUUGUGGUUGGCUGUGGUGGUCUUUGUGUUUCUGUAGCCUGUCUGUGGAAAUCGGCACCUGCAGUUUGGGUUCCCCUUCUUCAGAGCUAGCAAAGCACUGCGGAACUUCCUGUUUCCCCACCCCUUAAAACUUGCAGGAAUCCUGUCUUAUUGCACAUCCAUGGUUCUUCCAGAACAGCCCUUGCCAACCUUGUGCUCUCCAGUUCCUUUGGACUACAGUUGCCAUCACAGCCACUGGGCAGGACUGAUGGGAUGUGGAGUCCAGCAGCAUCUCCAGGGGCACAUUCCACCCUUGACUUCCCGCUUGGGGUGGGUGUAACAAUUAUGCCAGGGCUGGGGGAUCCCUGCCUCUCCAGAUGUUGCUGGACUGCAGCUGCCUUCAUCUUUUGGCCAGGCCAGCAGGGGCUGAUGGAAUUGGAGUCCAACAUUACCUGGAGGGCCAAAGGUUCCCCAGCCCUGGUCUGAAUACACCUGGUCUGAACACCAGAGAUGCAAUGCCAAAAUCACAUCAGUGCACAUAAUACAAGCCCUUCAGACUUCAGACAGAGUAACCUCUUUUGGCUGGCUGAACUGGUAAAAGUGGAUGCCCCCCCCCACCCUCAAUUUCCCCUCUUGUAAGGAUAAAAACACCUGGUUCUAGGAACAGUGAUCACCUCCAUGCUGCUUCUCAAAGCUCAGGCACUUUUACAUAGGUUUGUCUUCAAACCUGUGUUUGAUCCCUCAGUACAUCCCUGAAACAGCUGCAGAUCUUGCACUCAGUCCCUGCCCCCCCCCGCCCAGUGCUGAUGGCUGCAGCGCUGUUUUUCACCACAGGAGGGCAUUCCUUCCACUGUGUCCUCUCCCUGAUUUUAUUUGAAGUGGUGAGAUCUAAAGGUGUGCACUAAUCCAGAAUAUGGCAGCUAGACUGGUGACUGGGAGUGACUGCCGGCACCAUAUAACACCGGUCCUAAAGGAUCUUCACUGGCUCCCAUUAUGUUUCCAAACACAAUUCAGUGUUGGUGCUGACUUGUAAAGCCCUAAACAGCCUCAGCUCAGUAUAACUGAAGGAGCGUCUCCACCCCCAUCGUUCAGCCUGGACACUGAGGUCCUCCUCUGAAGGUCUUCUGCUGAUUCCCUCACUGCAAAAAGUGAAGCUACAGGGAACCAGGCAGAGGGCCUUCUCAGUAGUGGCACCCACCCUGUGGAACGCCUUCCCAUCAGAUGUCAAGGAGAUGAAAAAUUACACAACUUUUAGAAGACAUCUGAGGGCAGCCCUGCAUUGGGAAGUUUUUAAUGUUUCACAUUUUACUAUGUUUUUAUAUGUGCUGUAAGCCGCCCAGAGUGGCUAGGGAAAUAAUAAAAUUAUUGUUAUUAUUAUUACUACUACCUAUUGUGGAAGAGAACCACAAUAGGUGUUUGGUGGGUUUUUGAAAAAUAUUUUUUCCUGCUCAGACUUUUCUGUUCUGUUUAAUGCCAGUGUAGUGCCCUCCAGCUGUUUCUUGACUCCAACUCCCAUCAUCCUCAACACAGCCAAUGGUCAAGGGCUGAUGGGAUUUGGAGUCCAGCAGCAGCCACAGUCUCCCCACUCCUGGCCUAAGACCUGUGUGGAGAUGGAUGAUCUGCCCUGCAGUUCGUGUUGCCAUUGCUCUUGAUUCUUCUCCUUCUUUUCUCCCCCAGGGGUGCUGGCUCUCUGGACCCUGAUCACACAUGUGAUGUACGUGCAGGAUUACUGGAGGACGUGGCUGAAAGGCUUGAGGUUCUUCCUCUUUGUCGGCGUUCUCUUUGGUAUCAUCUCUCUGGUGGGCUUCUGCACAUUCCUGGCCUUGGCCAUCUCACAGCAUCAGUGUAAGUUGGGGGGGGGCAUUUGCUGUUCGGCAAGAGCUGAGUAGGUUCUGUGUGGCCCCAAAAGCAAAACAAGCAAAAUCAAAAUUUUGUUCCCCGAAAAUGCUGUAUUCUGCAGUCCAUAAUCCUCAGUGGCAGAACACUUGCUUUGCUCACAGAAGGUCCUCGGUUCAGUCCCUGGCAUCUCCAGUUGAAAGGAUCACCCAGCUGCAGUGGGGGUGGAAUGGACCUUUUGCCUGAGGCUUUGGCGACUCGCUGUUGGAAAGAGCAAGCUGCACUGAGCUCGAUGGGUCAGUAGACUGGCUUGGUCGAAGGCAAAUUGGCAUGUGCAAAAGAUAGAGGGAUGAGCCACAGUUGCUGCUUUGUAUGCAGAAUGUCUCAGGUUCUGAGCUGGGUAUCUCCAGCCAGAAGAAUCUUAGGGAGCAGGGCUCCAAAAUGUCUCUGUGACUAAGAAUUUACAGAAGGAUGGCCCAACUAUUUAUACCAGGUGGGCUGCAAGAGUGUUUUGAACCCACAGGCCGCACACUGCCUGGUUGUGGUGGUGAGGAGAGCAAGGCCAAAAUUGGACAUGCACCCGCAUGCUGCCUUCCCAAAGGUGGAUAAAUGAGGCUCUGGGCUUUGGGAAGGAGGCACGAGGCUCUGGCAGGGUCCUAGAGCCCUCCCUCCCUCAUUUCCAAAGCUGGGAAAGCACUAACUGGGCUUUGGGAAGGUGGAGGGAAGACUCUAGGACCCUGUCAGAGCCUUGUGCCUCCUUCCCAAAGCCCAGCGUCUCACCUGCCCAACUUUCGGAAGGUGGCAUGCUGAGGGCCGCCAGAAAAUGCGUUGAAGGCCACAUGUGGCCCUUGGGCUGCGCAUUGGACCAGCCUGAUUUACAUGGAUGCUACUGUUACGAAUAGACAAUACUGGGAGAGAUGGACUAGCAGGAGUCCAACUGAGAAUAAGAGAAGGUCAUAUAUUCCCAUUCGCAUUACUUAGUGUUUCCAUGUGUACUGGGGAGGGGAAUUUGUUAGGGAACCUGCCUUGAAGGGGGAUUCACUUUAGCUUCAACUUGGAGCCAAGGGGAGCUUUGCUUUUGCUUCUGAAGCUUCAGGUGCCGGCCUUCCAAAAUGCAGGGAAAGGGAUCCUGCGCACCCUCCUGCUACUGCGACUCCCAUCACCCCUGACUAUUGUCUGUGCCGGCCGGAGCUGAAAGGAGCAGGAGCCAAGCAUCAGCAGGAGGGUCUCAGGUUCCCCACCCUGCCUGGCGAUUCCCAUAGGAGGCAUUUAUUCUAUUGGCUUCCUUUGGCUGUGGCAACUCAUCCAGUGGAGUCUUCAGUAAUGAGCAAGGGAGGCUCUGUUCUCUCUCUUUUGUUUAACAUUAUUAAUGAUGCUUGUUCUUCUGUUUAGCCCUGAAAGACCCAAAGAGCUACUACCUGUCCUGUGUCUGGAGCUUCAUCUCCUGGAAGUGGGCCUUCCUCCUCAGCUUGUACUCCCAUCGGUACAGGAAUGAGUUUGCAGACAUCAGCAUUCUCAGUGACUUCUAA